GCGGCUCUCGCAUGGCUCGCGUCGUCUCGCGGGUCCACGCGACCGACGACGAAAUCGUCGCCGUGCAGUAUUGUGAAGUCGAAAUUUUCCGGCUCGUGAGUGCGAAUGACACGCGUGGCGCGCUGGCUGACGGCGCGACGCCCAUCAUGGUCGCGUACGCCCGAAAAUACUUUGAGCUCGGCCAAACGCUAAUCACUGCGUGCCUUGAGCCCGGCGACAACAAGCAGCAACUUUUAACGCAUGUGAGCAGCGCGUCGCCGUUCCACGGCGAGAACGUGUUGCACCUUGCGGUCGUCUAUCGCAAUGUAGAAGCGAUCCAGUGGCUUGUUGAUACUGUCCCAGACCUCCUCGACGCCGAGACAACCGCAUCCCGCUAUGAGCCUGGCAUGUUGUGCUACUUGGGCGGGACGCCGCUUUUGUUUGCGAUGGCGGCCAAGCUCUUGGACGGCGCCAAAGCAAUUUUGGCGGCGGCUGAAAAGGCGCCUCCGGGGUCACCGGCCGCCAAGACGUCGAUCUUCAUGACCGAUCGCUUUGUUGUGUACGACCUCCCCGAAGUCUAUGACUUUGCGAUCAAGUACGCCAUGACGACGUACCCCUACGCGUGUCCGGUGGGCUUCGCCGUCGACGACCCCACCUACGAUCUGCAUGCGUUUCUCCAACGGCUCCAGCCCGCGGACAACUUGUCGUUCAACCGCUUCUUGCACCAAUACAAUGAGGAUUCUCUGACGCCCUUGACUCUGGCGGCCGCCAUGGGCAAGGCAACCAUCUUCCAACACCAAGUGAUGCGGCGUGCUACCACAACGUGGAAGUAUGGGCCCGCCGUUACCAAGAUGAUUCCUUUGCGCGACGUCGACGAAUGCCUCGACCGGUCUGCGACAGGCCCACAGAGCGUCACUGGGCAGCGCGCCAAGAGAUCGGCGGUCGAGUGCCUCACAUCGUACCGCGUCCUCUCCAAAUGCAUUCCCAAGACAGCUCAAGAAGAAGCGAUGCGCGGCCGCCUCGAGAUCCUGAGCACCCACGAAAUCGAGAAGCUUCUGGAUAAGAAAUGGGAGUUUGUCGGCGCCGCCAUGUUUCGCCGCGACUUGUGUCGCCACGUCAUCUUUACACUCGUAUUCACGGGCUCGACUCUUUUCCCAAGCCAUUACCGCGACAAAUCGUCGACGCUCGCUGACGCUUGGGUUCUUAUUGUCUGUGAGUGUUACGUCGUCGGCGAGGUCGUCUUGUGUAUGCUUCGCGAGCUCCGCCAAGUCCAACACCACGGCUGGCGGUCGUACACGGAGGACUCUGGCGCGGCAAUGGUCGACAACCUUUUAAAGGGUGCUGUAGGGCUGCUCAUCGUGGGCGGUAUCAUAUGCCGGGCGUGCGGUGACUUUGCGUCCGAAGACGCCUUUGUCGCGAGCGCGCUCCUGUGCUCGUACCUCUACAUGUUCUUCUUCCUCUACGGGUUUCGGGCGACCGGGCCGUUUAUCGUGAUGCUUGGACGCAUGCUCAAGUUGGACGUCGUCCGCUUCGUGCUCGUGUUUGCCUCGAUCCUCUUUGGCUUUGCCUCUGCCUUGUACGUGGUCGUCGACAACCGGUCUGGCGCCGGCGCGUUCCUCGACCGGGUCCAGUCCCUUCUCCUCGCUGUCUUUGCCGCCACGUUUUCGUUCGACGAGUACCGGCGCAGCACCAUAUCGCAGCUCUUCAUCUUUGUGUACAUGGCGCUCGUUGUCAUCGUGCUCGUGAACCUUCUCAUCGCCAUGUCCUCCAUCUGGACACCAUUGCAGUUCAAUAAUAAGCUCAUCAACGAGCUGCGUAGGAUGGGCAACUCGUACGACAGCAUCAUCGACUUUGCAGAGCAGCGCUGGUACGCAGAGCGCGCCAACGUGAUGAACAGCUUGGCGAGUGGGCAGUCGGCUGAGAAGCGCGCCAAGGGUCGGCUCAAGUUUGCCGCUCAGCUCGUAGUCGGCCAGGACGUCGAGCAUUUUGUCCAUAUCGAGUACCAAGAUGCAAAAGAGUGGUGGGGAGACGACCAUGCCGGCGACGGCAGGGAGAAGCGAGACGGCGAGAACCGCAGUGCUCCAAGCAAGCCCGCUUGUGAGCAGACGUACCUCGUCAACCAUCAAGGUCGAGAGAGAAGUAGACAUUACGAGAGCAACGUCGAGAUUGACCUGGAAUCGACCCUUGCGCAGCUCGCGCACGGCGUCCUGCAGCACUUUCGUACCCAGCCUCGUGACGAAGAUUCGGUCAACCGCGAGACACUACUGCUGGGGCACGUCACCAAGAUCCGGUCGCUCCUCAGCAACAACCAGGUGUCCAAGUAUUGAACACGUCGUCUUCUGAAUACGCC
Molecule: messenger RNA, 2329 nt
Organism: Saprolegnia diclina VS20
Lineage: Eukaryota; Oomycota; Saprolegniomycetes; Saprolegniales; Saprolegniaceae
Exons: 10
Coding region: 12-2306 (764 amino acids)
Biological process (GO): calcium ion import across plasma membrane
Cellular component (GO): membrane
Molecular function (GO): monoatomic ion channel activity
Source: RefSeq, a predicted model, not a curated record